AUGAUCGGCUGGGCGAUCGUAAGAUCAUCCUCGAACCAACAAGGUUAUGUCAAUUUCAAUUCGCUGGUUUAUAAGAGGACCGAGGGGAAAGCGCCCGGUGCUGCGAACGCCCACCCUCACCUGUCAGAGAGAGAAAUGAAUCAGGAUAGGAUGAGUGCGAACAGCGGUGGACGGCCGACUUGUGUCGUGCGCGGGUCGAUUAAUCACGAUGAGUACUUCUACGUACACCACAUCGCCCGCCCCGGCGAGACCAUCUCCUCGUACGACCACGAGAGCCGCGUUGGCGGCAAGGGCGCCAACCAGGCUGUCGCUGUCGCACGCGCGGGCGCCGCAGUGCGCUUCUAUGGCACCAUUGGCGAGGAUGGACUCUGGAUCAAGGAGAGGAUGGAGCGGUGGGGGAUUGGCGUCGAGGGGAUCUUGGUGGGGGAUGAACCUACGGGCCGUGCGAUCAUACAGGUCGACGAGGAGGGGGAGAAUAGUAUCAUCCUUUUCCCAGGUGCGAACCACAGCGAGCUGCAUGAGACGCUCUUCUCGCGGCACGCCUCGCCCUCCUCUUCUCCACCACCUCCCCACGUCCAUCCCGCCUCCGCCUCCCGCUCCCCCCUGACCUCCCACUCCUCUCCUCCCACCGGCUGGUUUCCUCCUGCCACGCACCUCCUCCUACAAAACGAGAUCUCACGCGCGUCGACAUACUACGCCCUGCAGCACGCGCGCGAAGGAACAACGGUCGUACUCAACCCCUCACCGCUGCCGAGCGAGGAGGAGAUCAGGGCGUUCAUGUGGCAUCGCGUGGAUUGGCUGCUGGUGAAUGAGAGGGAGGCGAGGGGGUUGUAUGGGGCGUUGACGAAUAGAGGAGGGAAGGAGGGGAGUGCCAGAGCAAGCUCAAGCCCACGGAUUAAUCCUGGAGGUGGUGGUGGGGUAGGGGGGAGUGGAACGGGAAAUAGUAUGGGCAGCCCGACCCAGACGCUAUCCAACCGCGAACUCAUCGCACGCCUCUCCGCCCUCCCUGCUUUCGCCAACGUGAACAUCGUGUGCACCCUGGGCGCGGACGGCGUCCUCGCGUUCGUCCCCGCGUUCCACCGCCCCCGUACGCCAGUGGAGGCGCCGUCGUUCAUGCACCUGCCCGCUGCGCGGCUGAUUGGGGGUGUGCCAAAAGAUACGACGGGCGCGGGAGAUACGUUUGCGGGUUAUUUUGUGGCGGGGUUGAUGGAGUUUGGGGAGGGGGCGUGGGUUGGGAGGGGUGUGGGGCAUGGGAGUGACGGAAGGGUGGGAGGGAGAGGGAGGGAGAUUAAGGAAGCGGAUGUGGUUAGGCUGCUAAAGGUGUGCGUACAGGCAGCGGGGAUGUGUGUGGAAAAGUCGGGCACGAUUGAGAGUAUCCCGACAAGGGCACAGGUGGAGGAGAGGAUGGCGAUGGCGAUGAGCGCUUAA
Molecule: messenger RNA, 1428 nt
Organism: Cyclocybe aegerita
Lineage: Eukaryota; Fungi; Basidiomycota; Agaricomycetes; Agaricales; Hemipholiotaceae
Source: the annotation of a GenBank genome assembly